AUGACUACUCUAAAUCACACUGCUGUUAGCCAUACAGUCUUCCGCCUGCUGGGCAUCCCUGGGCUUCAAGACAUGCACAUAUGGAUUUCCAUCCCCUUCUUCAUUUCCUAUGUCAUCUCUGUGCUGGGAAACAGCCUUAUCAUCUUCGUAAUUGUCACAAGGAGAAGUCUUCAGGAGCCCAUGUACCUCUUCCUUUGUAUGCUCUCUGGAGCUGAUGUUAUCCUCUCCACAUGCAUUGUACCUCAGGCGCUGGCCAUUUUCUGGUUCAAUGAUGGAGAGAUCUCCCUCAAUCGCUGCCUCACUCAGAUUGUUUUUGUGUCUGCUAUGUUUAUAUCUGAGUCUGGGAUCUUGUUGGUGAUGGCCUUUGACCGUUACAUUGCUAUCUGCUACCCACUGAGAUACACUACGAUUCUGACAAAUUCCCUGAUUGGGAAAAUUGGUGCAAUCAUCUUUCUGAGAAGUCAUUGUACAGUUUUGCCUGUGAUCUAUCUUGUGAAAAGACUGACUUUCUGUAAAAAUAACAUAAUUCCAAACACCACUUGCAAGGACAUUACCUUGGCCCGUCUUUCCUGUAAUGAUAUAAGAAUAAACAUUUGGUAUGGCUUUAUAGUUCUAAUAAUAACCUUGUUCUUUGAUAUUGUGCUAAUUUUUCUUUCCUAUAUAUUUAUUCUCUGUGCAAUCUUCCGCAUGCCAUCUCGAGAAGCUCGAGCAAAAGCUCUCAGUACUUGUGCCUCCCAUGUCUGUGUCAUCUUUCUCUUUUAUGGGCCAGGGAUCUUCUCAAUUCUCACUCAGCGUUUUGGGCAACACAUCUCACUAAGUAUCCAAGUUGUGCUAGGCAAUACCUAUAUUCUUAUUCCACCAAUGCUAAAUCCCAUUAUUUAUGGGAUUAAGACUAAACAGAUCCGGGAACAAUUGGUUCACAUGUUAAUUCCAAAGCACAAAUGA
Molecule: messenger RNA, 945 nt
Organism: Suncus etruscus (white-toothed pygmy shrew)
Lineage: Eukaryota; Metazoa; Chordata; Mammalia; Eulipotyphla; Soricidae
Product: olfactory receptor 52B4-like
Exons: 1
Coding region: 1-945 (314 amino acids)
Biological process (GO): G protein-coupled receptor signaling pathway
Cellular component (GO): membrane
Molecular function (GO): olfactory receptor activity; G protein-coupled receptor activity
Source: RefSeq, a predicted model, not a curated record